Messenger RNA from Talaromyces atroroseus, 747 nucleotides. Its product is annotated as Protein rot1. Bases 1 to 747 code for a protein of 248 amino acids. NCBI's taxonomy places the organism in Eukaryota, Fungi, Ascomycota, Eurotiomycetes, Eurotiales, Trichocomaceae. Gene Ontology annotation, cellular component: endoplasmic reticulum membrane; endoplasmic reticulum. The transcript has 4 exons. The record is from RefSeq and is a predicted model, not a curated record. Gene Ontology annotation, biological process: 'de novo' protein folding.
AUGGCAGUCACUACUCUCUUCAGAUCGCUAAUUCUCCUCUUUAGUUCCUUGGUUUGGACAACACAAGCUCUGGUCGACACCAAAUUGACUGGGACAUGGUCGUCAAAGUCGCGUCAAGUCAUUACUGGCUCGGGGUUCUAUGAUCCGGUUGCAGAUGCUUUCCAAGAGCCUCCCUUGCCAGGUAUAUCGUAUUCGUUCACGGAAGAUGGCCACUAUGAAGAGGCCUAUUACCGAGCUUUGCCGAAUCCAACGCAACCCAAUUGCCCCAAGGCGAUCAUGCAAUGGCAGCAUGGUACCUAUUCAGUACAGCCUAAUGGGUCUCUCGUGUUGACGCCAAUCCAAUCCGAUGGGCGUCAGCUAAUGUCAGAUCCCUGUGCCGGACAUUACUCUUCAUACACGCACUACAACCAAAGCGAGCUGUUUCAGUUUUUUGGGGGGGUGCAGAGUUACCGGAUAUACACCGACAAAUUCCAUGGCGUACUUCGGCUCGACCUGGUUCAAUUCGAUGGAGCACCUAUGCAGCCACUCUACAUCCUCUAUAGGCCUCCUGCAAUGUUGCCUACUACAACUUUACAUCCAACCACAGCAAAGGCCACCGGCAAGGCAAAGAGAGAGACUCUUAUGGAAGGAAAAGGGAAGCAAGGAUCUUCGACGACCUGGCUGACUGAUCCUGUGGCUAUUGAACGGUGGUGGUGGUUCGGUAUCAUCUCGACUUCUGUUGGGGGUAUAGUGCUAUGGUGCUCUUAG